AGGGCCUGCUGUUCGCAGUGCUGCUGCACGGGACUCAUCUUUGUCUUCUCUGUGAGCCGCGUUCCUGUGGCUGAUUUUUCAGUCAAAUUCAGAUGGAAAAUUCUAGAAAGUGAGAAGUCUUCUUAUGGAUCUUUGAUAUUUGCUCCUGUCUCAGAAUCCUGGGUUGCUUUGUGACCUGAGACCAUCUCCCUGACGAGAUUUUCUAUGAUGGAAAUAUGGUGAAUUUUCCCUCCUUUUCUUUUCAACUUCUUAACCCCUGGCUGCCCGGGAGCCUCCAAGACUUUCCCAGAUGGAGGAGAUGAGGGUUCCCAAGUCCGGCUGUGAGCCUGACAACGGACCAGGAGACAAGACCCUGGGAGAAGGAAGCCCCUGCCCUUGGAAAAAGGCUGGCCCAUGUCUAGCAGGAUCAUCGGACCCCUACCCACGCAGAGACUCAGCGCUUUGCAGAAGCACUGGCACAAAUCUGCUGAGGCCAGCCGUGGGUGAUCCCAGGGGAAGGCGUGGGCUAGAGCCCCACAAGGAAGCCUCUGAGGGAACCAAGGACCCGGGACGUGCCGCACCCACCCACCAAGGAGCAGACCUGUGGACACUUCUGGCCGCCACCCUGGAGGUCCUCAGUCCCAGCUCCCUUCACCCACCCCAGGAAGAGAUGCAGAAAGAAACCUCGCUGCUUCCCCCCACCUCGCCCUUGGGCUCGAACACUGCCCUGGGUGCGGGCCAGCUGGCCAGUAUGUCAGGGGUCCCCAGCAAGACAGAGGCUGGGCGCCAUGCCUGUCCCAGGGCCCAGAAGAAGCCCAGUAUGUCCAAGGUGAUCCUGAGGACUGUGGAGGGCAAGGGGACUCGCAACUGCGUGUCGCUGGCCACCCUGAAGAAGGCGGUGGCCACCACUGGCUAUGAUAUGGCCUGCAAUGCCUGGCGCUUCAAGCGGGUGCUCAAGGGGCUGGUGGACAAGGGCAUGCUCAAGCAGGUGUCCGGCAAGGGGGCCUCGGGCUCCUUCCGCAUGGGCAAGAAGCACGCCUCCAAGCUCAAGGCCAAGAAACGACAGCAGCGACGGCGGCAGACCAGGAGACACCAACCCGGAAAGCGCCAGCUUGGGCAGCGUCAGCUUGGGCAGCGCCGACCCGGGCAGCAGAGGUUGCUAAUGGGCUCCAAGCAGGGGCACAAGCGGCUAACCAAGGGCGUUCGCAGAGGGGCCAAAUGCCGCUGCAAUUAAAGAGGCCGGCUGGGCAAGCGGGCAGGGCCACCAGGCCCGCCACAGGCUCAGUGCAGUGCCAAUAA
Choloepus didactylus (southern two-toed sloth) is the source of this 1278-nucleotide messenger RNA. Its product is annotated as spermatid-specific linker histone H1-like protein. Bases 290 to 1213 code for a protein of 307 amino acids. The transcript has 3 exons. Gene Ontology annotation, biological process: nucleosome assembly. NCBI's taxonomy places the organism in Eukaryota, Metazoa, Chordata, Mammalia, Pilosa, Megalonychidae. The record is from RefSeq and is a predicted model, not a curated record. Gene Ontology annotation, molecular function: DNA binding. Gene Ontology annotation, cellular component: nucleosome.